This is a messenger RNA of Paramecium tetraurelia, 1506 nucleotides long. RefSeq lists its product as uncharacterized. The record is from RefSeq and is a predicted model, not a curated record. The transcript has 3 exons. Lineage: Eukaryota; Ciliophora; Oligohymenophorea; Peniculida; Parameciidae.
AUGUUUUUAUUGUUGGUAAUAUGGGGUAUUGCAGCUAGCUCUUUAUUGAAGAAUACCAACUCAUUAUAUGAAGAAUGGAGACAUAAAGCAUAAGCCUUAGUUACUAGAACACCAAUGGAAAUGAUAAGAUAAACAUUAGGAUUAAGAAGCUUAGAUUCAGAUGAUGAAGAAUAGUUUAUUAUUCCAGAGACUAACGGAGAUCUAAAACACUCUAGAGUAGUCAGAAUGAUGGAAGAGAAAGGAACACCCAAUCCUCCAGUUCCAGUAGUUAAUAAUACAAUUAAUGAAUAUUUAAGAUAAGGACCACUGAUCCCACUCAAGUGUUAUCUUGGUUAGCCCAUUCUUAUCAACGUGACUUAGCAUUACUGCUUCAAAUAGAAAGUCACCUAUCUUUAAUACUAAGAUAUUUCAGUCAAAAAUUCAGCCAAUUGCACCAUUAGGUAUAGACUGCAUUAUGGGUGUUUGUGUCCUCCUGACUUUUAUGGAGAUUAUUGCAAGAAUUGGAAUCCUAUAGUCUGUGAAAUAGAGUAACCAUCUAAGAACUGCAAAUUAGUUGUAGACGAAGACUAUUACAAUAAGAAGAUAGAUGGUAAUCCCCCUUGUAAUUAGUUUAGGAGUAGUUAGUUUGUGGAUAAUGUGAGAACAGUCUGCUAUAACUAUUACUAAAAUCUACUGAAUACUAGUGUAUUUUAUCCUGAAGAGAAUUACACAAUCAUUUGGAGUAAUUACACAAAAGGGAUCAGUGCCUUGUUGCCUCAAUAAUACAAAUAUUCAGCUCCAAUUCCUGAAGAUCCCAAUGAUCCAUAGUAAUACAUUCAAUUUGCCACAGCCUCAGAAGAAGCAGAGAAGGAAUACUUCAAAUAUGAAUAGAAGGCAUGCACUGGAGUUGAAUCAAACACCUUAUGCAGUUCCUUAUUGUUCAACAUAAACCCUUACGUAAGGUUUAUCAAUUGGACAUACUUAUCAGAAUCCGAUACUACUUACAUAGAUUACGAUUUGACACUCGUUGAAAUGUUAGGAUAGAACUACUUCUAGGUUCCCAUUAAAGUUACUAAAUCUACUCCUUUGUUUGGCAGAUACUCGUUAGAAAUUGGAUUUAUUCUACAUCUCUACGGGUAUAAUGAAUUAUAUGCAACAAAUGGAUCCAAUGUUACAGCCUAAAAUAGUUCAAAGGAGUAUUAACCCCAAUUGUAACCAAAAAUCUUAUUUUUUGAAGACUAGUUAUAUGAAGAACCUGCUUCUUCAAUUAAGUAAUUAGAAGGAAAGGCAAGAGCCGGAUUAAUAAUUGCAAUUGUAAUAUUACUCAUUGCAAUUCUAUUGAUCUACAAAUAUAGAAACACUCUGACAGAAUGUUGUUUCCCUCGAAUCGACAAAGUAGUCCCAGAAAAAUAUGAUAAUUAAAAAGGUUGUUGUGAAAAGUGUUUCGAUUGUUUCAAAAAGGAUUAGGGUCAUCGUCAUCAUGUAGCCGAACCUAAUUCUUAACAUUAAAAUUAAAGUUUGGAAUGA